Messenger RNA from Psilocybe cubensis, 1380 nucleotides. RefSeq lists its product as uncharacterized. NCBI's taxonomy places the organism in Eukaryota, Fungi, Basidiomycota, Agaricomycetes, Agaricales, Agrocybaceae. The transcript has 5 exons. Bases 1 to 1380 code for a protein of 459 amino acids. The record is from RefSeq and is a predicted model, not a curated record.
AUGGAACUUGUCAGUACUCAGAAUGCCGACUUAGUGGCGACGCAAGAUGCCCACCAAGCACAGCUGACGGCUAUCGAGAAGUCGAUGAAUAAAUUUCUGAAAUCUUUGGACACUUGGAGGUCAUCAACAGCGACGUCCAACUCCACGCCAGAAUCGUUGUCGACGCACCCAAUUGGUCGUCACAUAGGGCGUUUUGCUGAGGCGCAUCGCAAUGGAGUUCAGGCAGCCGAGACGGGUCAUGCAGCGGCACGAGACGGGGUUGGCGUAGCCGAACAUCUGGAAAUGUUCAACAAUGGGGACGUAAACCCAUCCGAAAAUGAGGAUUAUGAGCACUACAUGGAGCAGAUGGAGAGGCUUAUUUCUCAAGGAGCAAGUGAAGCUGAGCAGACGGCCAGAAAUUUUCGCGAAGUACAGAACGGGAUCAAAAAAGCCAUCCAGGGGUUUCGAAAACAAGGAAGCAAUAAGAUAGAAACUCUCGAGGCUGUGGAUUUUGUCCUCGAAGACUUGCAGAAAUGCAUGACAAUUUACAUCCGUUGGUGGACCAAAGCCGGCAUGAUCCACAAAUACCUAAGCCUCAAAAUGACUGAAAUCAGAGGCACCGACUCACAUAACAACGUUGACGCGAUCAAGACUACCUGGAAAGACAUCGAAUUAGCAUACUUGCAGUAUACGGACAAGAUGAAGUACAUUGAGGAUACGAACCAGGGGACAUUCGAAUUUGCACAGGCCAUUGCUGCCAGAAUUGAACUGACUGAGUACAAUGAAAUAAGAAGAGAAGAGGACGAGAGAGUUGAGAGGGAGGCAAGGAGAAUCGAGGAGAUGAGGAUAGAGGAGGCGAGGGUAAUAGAGGCUGAGAGAAUAGAAGAGGAAGCAAGGAGAAUCGAGGAGGCGAGAAUUGAGGAGGCAAAAAUCGAGGAGGCCAGGAGGAUUGAAGAGGUGUGCAGAAUCGAGAAGGAGAGCAGAGUUGAGGAGGCAAGGAGAGUCGAGGAGGAGAACAGAAUCGAGGAGGCCAGGAGAAUCGAGGAGGCCAGGAGAAUCGAGGAGGCCAGGAGAAUCGAGGAGACCAGGAGAAUCGAGGAAGCCAGGAGAAUCGAGGAGACCAGGAGAAUCGAGGAGACCAGGAGAGACGAGAAGGCAGAACAACAGAGAAUUGAAGAGGAAAUGAUGUUUGAAAAAACACGAAGACUUGAGGAGCAAAGAGCGGAGGAAGCAAGGAGAAUCCUGGAGGCGAAGAAACUCGAGGAACAAAGAGUACAGGCGGCAAAGGAAUUUGAAGAGGCAAAGAGAUCCAAAGAGCAGAGAGUAAAGGAAGAGGAAAAUCGAAUUGAGGAGCCGAAGAGACCCAAAGAGGAGGGAUGCAAAUGUUGUAUAAUUAUGUGA